CUUUCAUUUUCAGCUUCGAAAUCUCCUCCUAAUAUUUUUACCCGAAGACAACGACGAUAAUUUACCCUUCAACGUCCCUUUCAAGGCUUUCAUCUUUUCCUUGCUUUAUUAGGGUUUGCAAAUUUUUAUUAUUAAUAAAAAUCAUUUUUUAUUAUAUAAAAGAAAACAGAUUCGAUCAUAUCCCUAACCCCCAAUCUUCGAUCUUUACACCCACAUUUCAAUAAAUUCUACACCAAUUUAAACUUUUUCCUUCUUUUUGGAAUUCCCUUUUUUAGAUUCAGAUAGAUUUUUAUUUCACUCUCACGUUUAACAUAAUUUUACAGAAUUUUUUUUCUCACAAAUUCAACGACACCCUUUUGCUUACAUUGUUUGGUAAGUUCCAAUUUCGCUUUUUCCUGUUAGCAGAAAAAUAUCAUGUUAAAGCUUUGUCCGUACAAUCAACGUAAAAGUGAUUGAAAGAAGAGAAAAUUGUUAAGAAAGGAGUUGAUUGCCAAGAAUUUUUUUUUAAAAAAUUAAAAAGGCUACUGUCAAAUGUUUGGUUCCGAUAGGAAUCCGGCGAGGGAUGCCGGCAGAGUGUCCACUGCCGGCAUGGUGUUGUUACCUAUUCAGUUUACAUGGCCAUAUGGUGGUGACGAUGUCUCUAUAUCUGGCUCUUUCAAUGGGUGGACUGAGCUCGUGCGAAUGUCACAGGUUGAAGGUUGCCCCAAUGUAUUUAAAGCUGUCUGUGCCGUACCACAUGGUAGUCAUGAGUACAAGUUUUUUGUCGAUGGUGAGUGGCGACAUGAUGAACAACAACCUCACAGGAAUGGCGAAUAUGGAAUAGUUAACACUUUUGACACUCUACCUGUACCUGCAGAGGUCUCUCAGCAUCAAAUUCCUGCAGUUAUAUUGAACCAAACAAUACCUAGGAUUUCAGAAGAGGAUUUACGGGCCUCCCGGUAUCAAAUAUCUGCAUUCUUGGCAGCACAUACGGUUUAUGAGUUACUACCUGAGUCAGGCAAGGUUGUUGCAUUGGCUGUUGAUUUGCCUGUAAAACAAGCAUUUCAUAUUCUGGCUGAGCAGGGUAUCCCUGUUGCUCCUCUUUGGGACUUCUACAAGGGGAAGUUUGUUGGAGUUAUUAGUGCUUCAGAUUUUAUAUUGAUUCUAAGACAGCUUGGAAAUCAUGGAUCAACUUUGAGAGAGGAAGAGCUUGAAACACACACUAUUUCUGCCUGGAAAGAGGGAAAGGCUCGCAGGAACGGACAAGUUGAUGGGCAUGGGAGACCAAUUCCAAGACAUCUCAUCUUUGCUGGGCCAGGUGAUAAUUUGAAGGAUGUAGCUUUGAAAUUUUUGCAAAAUGGAGUCGCCACAAUUCCUGUCAUCCAUUCAUCCUUAGAAGAUGGUUCAUUUCCCCAAUUAUUACAUCUUGCAUCGCUCUCUGGAAUACUAAAAUGCGUAUGCAGAUAUUUCAAACAUUGUUCUGGCUCUUUCCCCAUGCUACAAUUACCAAUUUAUGCUAUCCCUCUGGGUACAUGGGUUCCAAGAAUCGGAGAAUCCAGCAGUCGGUCAUUUGCGAUGCUGAGACCUACUUCUUCUCUUAGUUCAGCAUUAAAUAUGCUAGUUCAAGCUCGAGUAAGUUCAAUACCUAUAGUUGACGAUAAUGACUCAUUACUGGACAUAUAUUCUCGGAGUGACAUAACGGCAUUGGCGAAAGGCAGAGUUUAUACACAUAAUCUGAAUGAAAUGACUGUUUAUCAGGCAUUGCAAUUGGGUCAAGAUUCUAACAGUCCUUAUGAGCCAAGAACUCAAAGAUUUCAGAUGUGUUUGCAUACCGAUACAUUGCUUAAAGUGAUGGAACAAUUGGCAAACCCUGGUGUCAGACGACUUGUUAUCGUGGAAGCUGGCAGUAACCGUGUAGAAGGCAUUAUCUCGCUGAGCGAUGUUUUCAGGUUCUUGCUCGGUUAGUCCGAAAUAAUUUACAGAUGAACUAUCUAGGAGAGGUGAGUUUUUGCAGUGGCAUUUGGACUCCCAUGUCUUGUGGGCAACAUUCCAAGGCCCCAAUGUUCCGAAGAGACUGCAAUACUUCACACCGAUUAAUCAAAUCGAAUCAGAAUCAAAUCAAAUCUCAUUCAACCAUUGGAAUUGACCUCAUGCAUUUUGCCUGCAUAUUUUUAUUUUUAGAAAUUUAGGCCAAAGAAAUAGGCAUCAUUGUAAAUUUAAGAGAAUUUCAUUUUUUUUCCUGCAAAAUUUAUCCAUCCCUUGCAAACCAAUGGUUUCACCAUGGUAGAUGGCCAUUAUCUGCUAGGAAAUAUGUGACCUGUAAUUGUUUUAGUUUAUUGUUGUCUUAAAGUUUAUAAGUAAAGAUAUGGGGGAGCAUUAUAUUACUUUACUGAAUGCUCUGUACUCCCCUGUUUGAAACUCGUGUUUUACAUCCAUGUUAGACACAUAUCCAUAUCCAUAUUCGAUAUUCACCUCGAACCUCGUUCAUGAA
Gossypium arboreum is the source of this 2470-nucleotide messenger RNA. Its product is annotated as sucrose nonfermenting 4-like protein. NCBI's taxonomy places the organism in Eukaryota, Viridiplantae, Streptophyta, Magnoliopsida, Malvales, Malvaceae. The transcript has 14 exons. The record is from RefSeq and is a predicted model, not a curated record. Bases 532 to 1944 code for a protein of 470 amino acids.